Myzus persicae (green peach aphid) is the source of this 2321-nucleotide messenger RNA. RefSeq names its product ABC transporter G family member 23-like. Gene Ontology annotation, cellular component: membrane. The record is from RefSeq and is a predicted model, not a curated record. Lineage: Eukaryota; Metazoa; Arthropoda; Insecta; Hemiptera; Aphididae. Bases 1 to 2034 code for a protein of 677 amino acids. Gene Ontology annotation, molecular function: ATP hydrolysis activity; ATP binding; ABC-type transporter activity. The transcript has 15 exons.
AUGAUUGACGACGAAAUUCAAUAUGGUGUAAAAGUGAUAAAUGCAUUUAAGAGUUAUGGAGGAAAUAACGUAUUUAAUGGAUUGAACAUGAAUGUGGCGUCGGGUUCCAUAUAUGGCCUUUUGGGACCAAGUGGUUGUGGUAAAUCGACACUUCUUCAAUGCAUAAUGGGAUCAAUGGAAUUGGAUUCAGGAUGUAUAGACUUGAAAGCAAUAAAUUUAAAAGACGUGGGAUAUAUGCCUCAAAGUUUAUGUUUGGAAAGCACACUUACCAUAAAAGAAACUUUUGAAUACUAUGGAUCACUUUACAACAUGAGCAAAAAAGAAAUCGACAUAAAAAUAGAUGAGCUUGUUGCAUUCUUACAGUUACCAAAUUUAAAUAGUUUGAUUCGAGAUAUAAGUGGUGGCCAAAGUAGAAGGGUAUCACUUGGUGUUUGUUUAUUGCAUAAUCCUAAACUUAUUAUAUUGGACGAACCUACAGUUGGAAUUGAUCCUUUACUAAGACAAGAGAUUUGGAAUGGUCUUAUGACAAUGGUUAAAGAACAACAAAAAACAAUCAUAAUAACUACUCAUUAUAUCGAAGAAGCAAAUCUAGCCAGCUGUAUUGGUUUAAUGAGAAAUGGAAUACUGGUAGAAGAAGGAGCGCCUCAAGAUAUUAUUUCCAAACAUGAAGCAGAUUCAUUGGAAUCAGCUUUUUUAACCCUUUGUGCUUAUCAAGAUACAAAUGAAUUACCAACGAAUCUUCCUACAGCAGUUCAAAAAACGGAUAAAAUAAAAUCAAAAAAAUUAAUGGAAGUUGGUAAAAAAGUAGAUUUUAUAAGAAUUAAAGCAUUGCUUAAAAAGAAUUUUCAUAUAUUAUGUCGUGAUUACUGGUUAAUGUUUACCUUGGUUAUUCUUCCCAUCAUACAAACUAGUAAUUUUUGUACUAGUAUCGGAUCAGAUUUUAAACGAAUGGAAGUAGCAAUACAAAAUGAUGAAAUUAAUCUAAAUAAUUGCAAAUAUUUUAACCCCAGUGGAUGCAUUUUUGAUAAUAUUACAAGUCAAUCAAUGAGUUGCGUUGCUAUAAACUAUCUCACAUCACAUGAUUAUAAAUUAGUUGAAGUAAAAGAUCGUUAUUCUGGUGAAAUGCUUGUGGACAAAAACAAUUUUUUAGCAUUUAUACAUUUUCCAAAGAACUAUACUAAAGGCUUGACCAUAUUUAUUGACAGUCCCGAUGAUUAUGAUAUGAAAUCGCUGCCUUACAUGCAUUUUUCCAAACAUAAUAUGUUGUUUAAAAAUCAAAUAUUAUUGGAUGUAACAAAUGCAAUACGUUAUCUAAUGAAGACAACUUUAAAUAGUUGCUCCAAUAAUCCAAAAAUAGCUGGUUUACCCAUGGAGUUAAAUAUAUUAUAUGGAAAAGAUGUGAAAUAUCACCGUAACAGUACAGCGGCCAUUUUCCUAGCAAUGGGAGCAUUUUAUUUUAGUAGUAUUUAUUCAGUGAGUAUUAUGCUAUCAGAAAGAAUGGAUGGAAUCCUAAGUCGAUCAAUGUUUGCAGGUGUUACGAUAUUGGAAUUGCUCAUUUCUAUGUUUUGUAUUUCAAAUGCUUUAAUUAUCGGGCAUUCAUCUAUUUCUAUUAUUAUCACCUAUGUAUUAUUUUCGAACCCCAUUGUCAUAUCCAAUGGUCUAUUCGUAUAUGUCAUAUUGAUAAUAAUUAUGUCAUGGAUAGGAUUUCUCUUUGGUUUACUUGCUGCUGGAAUAACACCAACUAAAUCUGGUGGUGUUCAUAUUAUGAAUGGCUGGGCUCUAUCUCAGAUGUUAUUAUCGGGUGGCGUAUGGCCAAUUGAUGGACAGGCGAAGUUAUUAAGAUCAGUAUCUGAGUUACUUCCUAUGCGAUUAGCGGGGAAGACGAUGAAUGACAUAACAUUGAAAGGUUGGACAUUGGACCAUCCAUCCGUUAUAAUGGGUACCACAGCGACGUUUGGGCAUGCUAUAUUAUUAUUAUUAAUUUUAAUUGGCCUGAGUAAAAUAAAAAAGGACAUGUGGGUUAUACAUAAAUAAGAGCUUUGAACUUAAACAAAUAUUUAUUGUAUUUGUUAUUGAGAUGUUCAUAGUGAUUGGCUGACGCCUGAUAAUAGUUACCGAGAAAUACUAAAAGGUUAUAUAAUAUAAUAUAAUACAUUAUACGUGUUCAAUUAUUUAAAAAAUGUAUGGUAUUUUACGUUUUAUAUUAAUUUGUAUAGAUAAGUUUCUGUAAAAUACAUGAGAAGAUUGCGUUUGAAGAGAACAUAAUAUUUGGUUCAUAUUAUUUAAUUAGCUGUUAAUAUAUUAAAUUGGUAUUUAAAUUU